AUGGCGCCACCUCGAGGAAGAGGCGGCAGGGAUCAGUCAAGAGAAUACAGAAUAUCAAGAGAACUCACAUUUAUAUUGCGCCAUGCAGCCGAGAAGGAAGGAAUAAAAAUAGACAGGCAAGGCUAUGCCAAUGUUGGUGAACUGCUACAAUAUAGAAAGCUCAAGGGCCUAAAAGCCACCCUCCCAGAUGUCCUAGAAGCAGUCUCCACCUCCGAUAAACAAAGAUUUGGCCUGCUCUAUAUCCCUGACCAACCCAGCUCUGCGGAGAUUAAGGCAGAAGAAGAGGCAACUACGGGUGAUGAGUCCUCUCUUUUGACCGCUACCAGUCAAGCGCUCGCCGCGAACGACCCAGAUGCGAAUAAUUACCUGAUUCGUGCCCGACAAGGGCAUAGCAUGAAGUGUAUCGACUCCGCUUCACUACUCACGCCACUGACACUCUCUGAAAACCCCGCCGUCCCCUUACCUGACACUGUUGUUCAUGGCACCUACCAUGCUACAUGGCCAAAGAUACUUCAAAGCGGUGGAUUAAGGUGUAUGGGGAGGAAUCACAUACAUUUUGCCAGCGGGCCAUCCAUAAGUUCAAUCCUACCUAACGGUAGAGACGGCGAGGUGGCCACUCCUUCAACCAAGGGCCGUGGACACGAUGGCGUUAUUUCUGGGAUGAGAGCGGAUGCCCAGAUACUGAUAUAUAUUGACCUUAAGCGUGCGCUGGCUGCUGGAUGCCCUUUCGGCAUAAGUGAAAAUGGUGUAAUUCUGAGUGAGGGUAUGCCCGCGGAUGGGACUGAUGAUAAGAAGAUUGGACUUGAAUAUUUCGAUAUCGUGGUCGAGAGAAAGAAUGGCUUGGGCGUCUUAUGGGAAAAUGGAGAGCUGGUGAAAGAGUCACCAGAUUGGAUGUUAAAUGCAAAAGCUCCGAUGGGGAAAGGGGGUCAGAGGGGGAAGGGGAAAGGCCAAAGUAAGGCCCCACGACUGAAAGUGGAGAGAGACACUGAAUGUGUUGAGGAGGCUUGA
Molecule: messenger RNA, 1008 nt
Organism: Nannizzia gypsea CBS 118893
Lineage: Eukaryota; Fungi; Ascomycota; Eurotiomycetes; Onygenales; Arthrodermataceae
Product: tRNA 2'-phosphotransferase 1
Exons: 2
Coding region: 1-1008 (335 amino acids)
Biological process (GO): tRNA splicing, via endonucleolytic cleavage and ligation
Molecular function (GO): tRNA 2'-phosphotransferase activity
Source: RefSeq, a predicted model, not a curated record